AUGUUCCUGUUUCCAUCUUUCUUUCUCCUGGGUGUGGUAACAGCAUCUUAUGCAGAGUCUGUAACUGAAGGUGUUCAAAGCUCCUGCCCUGUGAUUGCCUGUAGUUCUCCGUGCCUGAACGGCUUCCCAGGCAAAGAUGGACGGGAUGGUGCCAAGGGAGAGAAGGGAGAACCAGGUCAAGGGCUCAGAGGCUUGCAGGGCCCUCCUGGAAAGGUAGGACCAGCAGGAUCCCCAGGGACUCCUGGGCCAAAGGGAGCAGUGGGGCCAAAAGGAGACCGUGGAGAGAGUGUAGAAUAUGAUACUACAACAAUCGAUGCAGAAAUCGCAGCUCUACAAGCAGAGCUGAGAGGCAUUAAGAGGUGGGUGCUCUUCUCUACGGGUGAACAAGUUGGAAAGAAGUACUUUGUGAACACUGGUAGAAAAACGAACUUUAAUGGAGUGAAGGCUCUGUGCUCCCAAUUCCAGGCCUCUGUGGCCACUCCCAGGAACGCUGAGGAAAAUGCCGCCAUGCAGAAGGUGGCUAAAGAGAUUGCCUACAUGGGCUUGACAGACGAGAGGACUGAAAACCAGUUCUUGGACUUGAGAGGAAACAGACUGCGGUACACUAACUGGAAUGAUGGUGAACCCAACAACACAGGUGAUGAUGAGGACUGUGCGGUGCUCUUGGUAAAUAGCAAAUGGAAUGAUGUCCGCUGCUCUGACUCCUUUUUGGCAGUCUGUGAGUUCUCGGACUGA
This is a messenger RNA of Peromyscus californicus insignis, 735 nucleotides long. It is a transcript of the gene Mbl2, whose product is annotated as mannose binding lectin 2. The record is from RefSeq and is a predicted model, not a curated record. Gene Ontology annotation, cellular component: multivesicular body; rough endoplasmic reticulum. The coding region runs from base 1 to 735 and encodes 244 amino acids. NCBI's taxonomy places the organism in Eukaryota, Metazoa, Chordata, Mammalia, Rodentia, Cricetidae. Gene Ontology annotation, biological process: surfactant homeostasis; positive regulation of phagocytosis. The transcript has 4 exons.